AAUACGAGCAGAAGUACGUCCCGGCGCAACUAUCUGGGUGUCCCGUGAGACUAGACGAAAGCGACGAGACGAAGGCACGUCUUUUCGCGAAGCAGCGAAACUCGUCUGCCACAUCAAACGGUUGCCACGAUGGCUUCGUCAUCACCGUCUCCGCUAAGAGAACCGUCGGCGCAGUUAAAUGAAAAUUCCGAAACUACCGCCAUGAAGACCGAAAGCGAAUCCCCGACGCCGGAAAACUCGUUGCACCUGGGCGAGAUCGCGAUCGAGGCUUCGGAAAUCGUAAGCCGCCUGGAACAGGCAGUGGAAGCCGAGCCCGUCAAAAAACCGACCGCGACGACGGUGUUCCUCGGCCUCGAAAAAAAACACAGCAACGAAAUAAUACAGAUAAUACAGGGUCUAAUUUCGACCGACGAGGACGGUGAACCGUUGCACGUCCCCCCCGUCGACAGUGUCACCAAAUUGGUGAUGAUUUCGCACAGUCUGGCCGCGUUCUGCGGCAGCCUUCAACGUCCCGUCGCGCAGAAACUGAGCGCUAGGUUCACGGCCGAUACCACGCGAUGGAUCAGCCAAAUGUUCGGAUUUCUAGAUUGUUCCGCGUUCUACCACGAGGACCUACUCGAGGGCGUGGUCCGUGUUACUCGCAUGAUGCUACACUACAAGUACCCGCGAUACCUGGAAGAUGGCGCGCUGGCGUUCACCUCAUCCCCGCCCACCAUCUACAGCAGUAUCGCGAGUCCUUUAGGGGCGGUGCAGCACAUGUGCCGCCAGUUGGGAUUGCCGCUCGCCUGCGUCAGGCCCGUGCCCGUGAAUACCCAUUUCGGCUCACAACACACGAUGGAUGUGGCGGCGUUGCAGAAAAUGCUUUCGGACGACUCCGCCCACGGUCGGGUACCGGCGAUCGUGAUCGCGGACGCGGGAACGCCCGUCACUGGCCACGUGGACAACCUACCGAGGAUAAGGGAACUGUGUCGCGCUUACGACUGCUGGUUGCACGUGCGCGGUCACAGUUUGGCCGCCCUCACCUUGCCCAGUCACCAACGGAACGGGCCGAUAAACCCGAUCGCCGACAGUUUUACGCUGACCCCGGCCAGCUGGUUGGGCGUUCCGGGUCUUCCGAACGUUACGUUGUACAGGUUAUGGGACAGUUCAACGAAUAGUAACCGGAAACAAGUGGGCGCCUCUAGGGAGAGCACGCUGCCCCUUCUGGCGGGCCUUAACACCGACCACCACGGCAAGCGGAUACUGGCGCUGCCCGCGUGGGCCGCGCUCCAGAGCCUCGGCAAGGAGGGCGUGAUCGCGCGCAUGCGCGACAACUUCCUAGCCAGCGAGCGCCUUUUCGCCGCGCUUGACGUGUUCAAACACGUCAGGCUGCUGGGUCCGAGGCCGGGCGGCGAGACCGGCGCCUUCACCAUACCCGAGCUGAUGUCAAAACCAGCUACCGUAGCGAUGCUGUUCGAGUCGACGUCGACGUGCGUCGUAUUCCAGUUCACGCCGGAGGCAGAGGAGGAGCGCGAGAGCGUCGUCCGUGUACCUCCCUACUAUGACCGGCUCAACUCGUGGCUCGGACAGAUCCUGCAGAUCGACGCCCCGCAGGUGCCAAUCGAUAUUUGCGAGCUGGAUAACGUCGGCGUCGUGCUGCGUUUUUGUCCUUUCGAGAAUGCGACGUCGGGACGCCAACCGACCGUCGACGAGCUCAGGGCGUUUGUUCAGUGCCUUGAGCAGCAGCUGGUCAUAUUGCGCGCCACUAUCCACCACCGCGAGACUUUUAGGAAGCUGGUCGCCAGGUCGCCAGUGUUACGACUCGUCGAGUUGCCCGAAUGGGCCGGUAUGGGCGGGGUCAGGUACUGCCCCGAGGGUUGGGAGAACCUGCUUACCGACCAAGCGAGGGAAGAGCUCAACAAUUUGAACGCGGCGUUGGUGGAUGCGCUCCGUUCGACCGACGCCGCCUUCUCCCUCGGUGAGGGACAGGACGGCCUGGUGUGCGUGCGCUUUGGCAUGUUGACCCCCCAAUCCGACGUCGAGGAGUUGCUCAACCUGGUGGUGCGGGUCGGCCAGUCGGUGGAGGAAAAUUCGCGCGUCCUCGACUCCAUGAGCGAAAUCGUCAAGAAAGGCAUCGAAACCGCUACCAAGGACCUGCAGAAGGAAAACGAGGAAAGGCUGUGGCAGGAGGGCAUCAUCAGACACGUGCCUAUCGUUGGCAAUCUGGUGAACUGGUGGUCGCCAAAGACGAAGGAAGCGGGCAUACGGGGCCGCAGUCUUAACCUGACGCAGGGCGUGGUCGAGUCGACGGAGAACAUCUACAAGUAUCAUAUGCAGUUGACAGCGGGGACAGGGGGACCUAAGAGUCCGCCGACGCCCCAGAUUCAGACGCCAGUCAGUGCGAACCAUUCGAGGUCGAGUAGCCACGCCUCGAGUCAGGCAUCGGUCGCAAAGGAGGGGCGAGGAAGCGGAAACCGCCCCUCCCAGGAUAGCGACGAUUUGACGAAGCCUCCCGCGAAGCCCUAACUGACGUAUUACGUGGAGGUGUAGUGAUGGGCGUAGGGCCUGGCGACUUGCGAUUGUUUUUUUUUUGUUUCGGUAUUCGAGCGCGGCCGUAUGCCGAAAAAGUAGAAAGGGGGCGUGUCUGGAGGAUUAUUAGUCGUGUAGCUUUUCUAUUUUGACAAAUUUAAUUUUUUUGAUUUUGAUUUUUGAAUAGUCUGCCUUUUUUUUGGUUUAACAAAGAAUUACCGUUUUGAAAUGUUCCCGUAAAUUCCAGUUUAGAUUUUAUUUAUUUUAAAGAAAAGUUAAAAUUUAAAUUAUUCUUUGAACUUCGAUUUUUUGUGCACCUGACUUUGUGGUCCGCCGACGCUGGAGCAGAUACAGCACGAGUUUUGCCAAGAGCCAUUAAAUUUUACAAAACUGUGCAUACAAAGUUCGGUGCACAUUUAGCCAGUUUUUUUUUAAAGGCUGUAUAUAUUUUUUAUUACUUUAGUAAGUUUUCGUUAAAAAAUAUUUUUUUAUUUUCUGCCACCCCCUUGGCAUCGUUCGAAAAUCCGUCUUGCGCCGAAGCCGGGUCUGUAAAGGUGUACAUACGCGAGGCGAGCUGGCUCGUCAUUGUUAUCAUUUAAUUUUUACUUUAUGGUAUUAUAUUCUUUACCGUUGCGGACUGUACGUAUUAGAAUGUAUUUUAAAUACAUAUUUGGUGCACCCGGAUCUUCCUUGUUGUACACGUCGGUAGGUCUUAGCUGCCGAGGAAAUAACCAAAGAGCUUGCGAGGCUUGACAUUUGUAAAAUAAAGAUUUUAUUCGAGUCGCAUUUUGUUUUCCCUCCAUCCCUUGGCGUCUUCGGAGUGGCAGCGUGUAAAGUGCAUAAAAAUACCCGGAACCUAGACCCUAUAAUGCCACCUUCACGGUUGUUGACGUGUGUAUUCAAAGCAAACACGAUUUUUAACGCUUUCACAUUCACUAAAUUGGUUUUAUCAUUUCAUUCUGUGCUUUCGACGCUGGUCAAAAACAAAACUCCAUUUGA
Cylas formicarius (sweet potato weevil) is the source of this 3507-nucleotide messenger RNA. Its product is annotated as putative pyridoxal-dependent decarboxylase domain-containing protein 2. The coding region runs from base 130 to 2505 and encodes 791 amino acids. Lineage: Eukaryota; Metazoa; Arthropoda; Insecta; Coleoptera; Brentidae. The transcript is spliced from 10 exons. Gene Ontology annotation, molecular function: carbon-carbon lyase activity; pyridoxal phosphate binding. Gene Ontology annotation, cellular component: intracellular membrane-bounded organelle. The record is from RefSeq and is a predicted model, not a curated record. Gene Ontology annotation, biological process: carboxylic acid metabolic process.